This is a messenger RNA of Aspergillus sclerotioniger CBS 115572, 438 nucleotides long. RefSeq lists its product as uncharacterized. The record is from RefSeq and is a predicted model, not a curated record. NCBI's taxonomy places the organism in Eukaryota, Fungi, Ascomycota, Eurotiomycetes, Eurotiales, Aspergillaceae. The transcript is spliced from 3 exons. Gene Ontology annotation, cellular component: mitochondrion. The coding region runs from base 1 to 438 and encodes 145 amino acids. Gene Ontology annotation, molecular function: oxidoreductase activity.
AUGGUCUUCCGCUUCGCCAAAACCCUCGACCCAAUAACCCUCUUCCACACCCCCAGCUCCACGCCCAGCAAAACCGCCUACAAGAUCCUCCAAUCCGCAUCCACAGCCGCGCAAUCGCCCUCCGCGCCCGCCAACACCCGCGGCGAAUUCCAACUCGAGAUCACCACCGGCCCUCCAACCACCGAUCAACUCCGCAAUAUCCUGGACUAUGUUACGGGGAAUCCGGCGGGCGCGGGAGCUCCGGAUAAAGGGGCGAGAUAUACGGUGGGGGAGGUGGUGAGGGGUGCGAGGGAUGCGGAGGAUGCGAUUAAGAGGUUUAAGGCGGAUCCUGAAGGGAGUUUUGUGAGGCCGAUUACUGUCGAUUGGACGAAUGGGCAGGCUGUCGUUGGGGAUAAUGAGUCGGAGAUUUUGAAGAUGGUGCAGCAGCUCAAUGAGUAG